This is a messenger RNA of Geodia barretti, 945 nucleotides long. The record is from the annotation of a GenBank genome assembly. NCBI's taxonomy places the organism in Eukaryota, Metazoa, Porifera, Demospongiae, Tetractinellida, Geodiidae.
AUGCAGGCGGUCCAGGGAUAUCUGGCGGCGUCCACGCUCCGCACGCUGCACAACAGCAUGUUCUCGGCGACGUAUCCGGUCUUCGUGCAGCGCACCGCAAAACAGUUCCUGCGGGCGCCGGAGUUCCUGUCUCUCAGCGGCGAACAGGUGCACGUCACCGACACCGAGCACCUGUUCUACAUCGUGCCGUCCAUGGACAAGGAUCGGACGCUGGUCCGGAUCAUCGAAAUCGAGAACCCGGCGUCGGCCAUCAUAUUCUGCAACACGAAGACCGCCGUGCACUACGUCACCGUCGUGCUGCAGCGGUUCGGCUACGAUGCGGACGAGCUGAGCGCGGACCGUUCACAGUCAGACCGCGAGCAGAUCCUGAAGCGCGUGCGCGAAGGCACGCUGCGGUUUCUGGUGGCGACCGACGUCGCGGCGCGCGGCCUCGACAUUCCGGAGCUGUCGCACGUCAUUCAGUACGAGCCGCCGGAGGACCCGGAGGGAUACAUUCAUCGGGCCGGCCGGACCGGCAGGGCGGGCCGGCCCGGCACGGCGCUCUCGCUGGUGAGCGAGGCGGAGACGCUCACGCUCGACGCCAUCGCCAAACGCUACUCCAUCGAGUUCCAGCAGCGCCGCGCACCGGCCGAUACGGACGUGCAGGCGAUCGUCGCCGAGCGGGUCACCACGUUGCUCGAAGCCAGGUUGCGCGAGCGCGACCGGCUCCAGACCGAGCGCAGCCAGCGGUUCGUUCCGCUGGCGCGCACCCUGGCCGGGAACGAGGACGAAUCGGCGUUGAUCGCCAUGCUGGUCGACGACUACUACCAGGAAACGCUGCACGCGCCGCCAGCGAUGGUCCGCGAGGCCGCGCCGGCGGGCGAGCUGCAGGGCGGCCCGCCGCCCGCUCGCCGCCCGCAACGCCGCCGGCCUCCGUCGCGGCGCCCGUGGCGCUCCGAGCGCUGA